AUGGAGCAGCCUCUGCUGUCUUCGCGUAUGAUUUUUCUUCAUACUCGUCUCCCACUGCCGCCUGCGGGCUCCCAUUUUUGAUCGGAAUUCUCUUCGUUUCUCAGUGGAAGACGAGGAGAAAUGGCAGUCCUACCAGUACGUUGGGAGGACGGUCUCGGUGCACCUCCCGCCGGUGUCAGGGGCGGACAUCAGCGCCGAGGAGAUCAGGUCAGCGCCGUCGUUCUCCGAGUCAUACUACCCCCCUUCCAUUCACGCCGCCCUGGUCAGCUCGCCGCCCCAGUCGGAUCACGGCCACGGUAUGAUAAUUUUUCUUCUCUGUUUUUCAAAUCCCUAUUGCGUUCUAUAAUUCAGGUAAAUUGGAAUAUUUGUUCUGUGUUCUGGUAUUCAAUCCGUCGACUUGUUACGAACAUCGACUUGAAGUUAUAUGGUUUUCUUUGCGGAUAUCAGAUUGCCGGAACAGUAAGAGGCCUGGGUCAACAUCUUACAUUCGCGACGGUUCUUUGAAGAUCCUGUCGGCGGAUUGUUGUUCUAAUUACUUAUCUGGGUCGAGUUAAGUGAUCCAUAGCUUCCGACAUGGUUUAUAGGAAUCAUCUAUGCAUGUUUGGAAGCCGUGGCGGUCAAUGGUGGUUAAUUAAACGAGGCAUUGCUUCAUAGAAGUAACACGGCCAGCUAAUUUAUUCUGCUGAUCACCUCUUGUUUCCUUUUUCCAUUUAAAUAUCCUGUAUUUUCCGAUAAAUGGGCAUUCCUCUCACCUGUUUGUCUCCUAUACUGAUCGAAAGUUCCGUUCCCCAUUUCUGUUUUUUUUUUUUUUGGGAGCGUCAUAUUAAAACUCUUUUCAGAAUAAAGGUCCUCUUGCACUCACUUUCCCGUUUGAGAUGCCUAUUUCCUAAUUACUCUUUUGAGGUGAUAAUUUCCGUCUUAUAUACUAAAUAAUUUUAUGACCGGUCAUCAGCCAUAUAAUUUCCUUUUUAAAUCCUUCUUCUUGGACUACAGUUCCAUUCCUAUUUUCUUAUGUUCCAUCGUUUUUCUUGGACAUUCGAGGUUAAUGUUUCUUGUCUGCUGGUCCCUGAUAACAUAAGCUGAAGCCUUCCUCCUGUUGCGCCAUUAGUUUCCAAUGAAUCUCGGAACCAUUACGUUAAAUUGCUAUAGAAUUAUAACUUCAACCAUAUAUUUACAGUGAUGGGUUGAAAGUUAGCAACCGAUGGAUAUAGUCGCUCUUCUAGUGGCCAUUCAGCAAGCCACUUGAUUUGUCCAUCCUGCCUCUUAACUGUGCCUGCCCUUCUAAUUCCCCGUGUUCGACAUAUGAAUUCAAUAUUUUAUCAUGUAAUAAAUGUCAACUUACAUAUGAUCAUUCGGCAGAUCAUGCGCUCGUCCUCCAUGAAGGCUAUGGCGGAGACAUCUCUGGAAAUGGGGGAAAUGAACUAGGAAGGUGAGCACCACGUCGUAUAUAGAAUUCACCGCAACUGAAUUGUUGAAGUCAACGACACCCAACAGCAAAUAAAAUAUGCUCUGUGCCGUAGUGCUUGCUUCUCCUUGAGCUUGCUCUUCCUCUUUGAUUAUUCCUUCUCCAACUUAUUACUGAAUAUUCUCUCUCUCUCUCUCUCUAUCAAUAUGUUAUCCCAAAGGCCAAUACUGGAUGAGGUUGAAGCGCGACACCUACUCAUUGACCAUGUAGGGCACCAUUGGUGUUGGGGGAGUCAGCCUGCCCGAACUUGGAAGAUCAGCGCGAUGGAGGACUGUAAUGUAUACGUUGGGACCCUAGAAACCUUUAUAGAGGAAAGGGAGGCCAUGAGAGAGAUUGAGCCCUACCAGGGCGGCAAAUUUGAUGGGAGGGAUCGCGGGCCUGAACUGGGAAUAUGGGAGCUGGACUUGAGGGCGGAGUUUCCUCUUCUGUAUGUACCGCAAAAGGAAACCAAGAUCAAGAUUCCUCAUUCUGAAGUCGUGGAGAAAUGCUCUGGUAUGUAUCCACCUCUAGUUAUUUAAAUGAGAGCAUAAUAGUACUAUUGCUAUACAGAGUCAUCCUGAAUUUUAUCAUGUUCCAUAGAAAAUAUAUCCUGUCAUCACCUUUCUCGUUGUUAUCAAUCAAAUUAGCAUGGUUUCUGGUCACAUUAUGAAGCCAUGCACCACAAACCCGACUGAGGAUGAGCGAAGCAGCCCAACCUCUAGCCAUUAAAUCGAGCUGUUUUUUAAAUAUGACAACUUCAAAAUCCUUAAUAGAGUGUGAAAACAUUGCUACAGCUGCUGAAGUUUAGGACUUUUGGACCAAAUUCGCCAUCUGUGAAGCGUGUUUCUUCUCUGAGAACUUUUAUUUUCCCACAUAUCACUGUAGGAAUUAUGGAUAUGGCUCAGAAUUUUUCAUAGUAGGAUCUUCUUGGGCGUCCUUUUUAAUUUCCUUGAAAAAAUGCAGGAUGUGAAGGGCGAGGGCAGGUCGCUUGUGGAACCUGCAACAAAAGCCAGGAACCUGGGUCAUACAAGAGAAACCAGAUGUUCCAGUGCCUUCCAUGCUAUGGAAGGGGCCUGAUUGCUCACAAAGACGGUUCCGACACACUGUGAGUCGGUCGAUUUCAACAUCCUCUUGGUCAAAGGGGCAUCCUGUAGUGUAAUUUCUGUCACAUGUCCUCACCCGUCUCGGUUCUUUGCAGAUGCACUAAUUGCUCUGGCAAAGGCUCGAUUCCAUGUGCAACAUGCGGAUCGCGUGGUUUAAUAGAAUGCCAGACGUGCCAGGGUCGGGGCUCACUCCUAGCACGAACGAUUGCUCUUGUUAGAUGGUAAGGUUUAGUGAAGGGGACGGCAUGGGCCUAUUGGGCCCAAAUCCUAAUGACUCUAACAUUUCCAUUAACAUGCUAGCAUCUCUGGUAAAUAAAUAAAUAUAUAUAUACACACACACACCGUAUGACUCUCAGGUUCUUGAGAAAAUUAAAGAUUUUCGAUGCAGCUAACCUUUUGAGUUAUCUUUAUUUACUUGGGCCAUGCCCCGAUCUUCUUUUAAGCUCAUAUGAAGGAGUAAAGUCUGAUAGUUCCACAACAUAGGCGGUGAGGAAUAAUUGAUGCCUAGCAUGUUGGUUUUAUUGAUAUUUCUGGUGUGUCGAUUGUAUUCCCAGGAGGACGCUUUCAACCCGAAAGGUCAGCGCGGCCAGCGGCGCCGCCUCGGUGCCGGAGGAGGUGUUCCACCGGGCGCAGGGUGUCCAGCUGUGCAACACGCAGGCUCAUCAGUGCAGCCCCGCCUACUUCCCCGACUCCUACUCCCUAAACAAGUUCUCAUCGGAGGUGGUCGCAGGCCGGUGUCCGGUGCCGCCAGCGGCAAGGAUUAUCUGCGAGAGGCAUGUGGUUUCCGUAAUCCCCGUCACCCGUGUCACCAUGGCCCAUCGCCGCCAGGCCUUCAGCUUCUACGUGGUCGGGCUAAGCAGGGAGGUGUUCGUGAGGGACUACCCUUCCAGGUUCUGUUGGGGUCUCUGCUGUUGCCUGGAGUGGCUGAAGAUGUAG
This is a messenger RNA of Spirodela intermedia, 3483 nucleotides long. The record is from the annotation of a GenBank genome assembly. Lineage: Eukaryota; Viridiplantae; Streptophyta; Magnoliopsida; Alismatales; Araceae.